Messenger RNA from Mya arenaria, 4854 nucleotides. RefSeq lists its product as uncharacterized. Lineage: Eukaryota; Metazoa; Mollusca; Bivalvia; Myida; Myidae. The coding region runs from base 361 to 3576 and encodes 1071 amino acids. The transcript is spliced from 6 exons. The record is from RefSeq and is a predicted model, not a curated record.
UAAUGUAGUACUUGAUGAUGAGGCAUAACAUUUUCCUUUUAAAGUAGAUUAGUAUACUAUGGGCAUGCUUCGGUUUCGUUUUACCUUUGCAAUAACAACGCGUUACCAUUUGAGUAAAAAAAAAAAUUAUGAAAGAAACGGGGAUUACUCUUUUGUGAUAGGUCAGAAAUAAACACGUGAUUUCAAGUGACGCGCGCAAACCAUAAAAUAGCUGCGCAUUAAGAUCGACAAUAAAUUCGCCAGGCCGCGAUGGAAUGACAACAUGUACUAUCCAGUUGUAUACAAUUUGUUUAAAUUUAAAAGAAAAUGAGGGAUAAAGAAAAAUACUAAAAGCUUUAUAAAACAGUGAAAUUAUUUAGCAUGGCUGAGAGCAUCAAGACAAAACAUGAGAAUUGGCUGAGAGUGGUCUGGGGACUCCUGUACGUGAGAAAUGGACUUCAGGGAUACGUGGAUACAAAAGGCAAACAACAGUACCAAACGUUCAUGAAAAAUGUCAAUGCAAAUUGUAAUAGCCAAACGUGUGACCAAUGUCAAGUUAAUUGCGGAUGUCAAAAAGGCAUCCAAAUACCAAUUUCCCAAUUCAACAAAGGUCAUUUCUGUGACGAAAUGAAGAAAGAGAUACAAAAUAAUCAUGCAAAAAAACCAUUCUGGAAUAAUACAGAUUCUACGAAAUGGCAGGAUCCCAAUAAAGGUUACUGGGAGGUUGCCAAGUGUUUUCUCAGUACAGACGGUUAUUUUGAUACAACGGGGCCAAUAGAGGUGGACGCUUCGGGACUUUUAAGCAUCUGUAUAAACAGCUCGAUUGUCAAUCAACAAAUAACAGAUAUUCAGGCUUUUAUAGAUGUGCGAAACAUAAGAAACAAAACCCUGCAUGACGCCCGAUAUGAGAUGGACGGAAAGAAAGCAGACGAUUGCCUGGAAAAGAUGAUAACCGUACUGGAGGACCAAAAUGAACUCAAACAUGAUACCGAUGCUCAGAAAGCCGCUAAUCAUAUAAGAAAGAUCAAAGACAAAACAGAAAAGACACCGGCUAAUAUGAUUGAAGACUUACACAAAUGCCUGCAGACAAACUUCGACGUUGAUAAGGCUAUCAAAGAGAUCGAGUGUUCGAUGUAUGGCAGGCUACGCAAGGAACUGAAAGAAUAUGUAGAUGACGUGGUCGAAGGAAAGGUCAAAAUUGUAUUCGAACAGGAGAUGCGAAAGUUGAAAGAUCUACAUGAAAGAGGUACAGACGAAAGUGAAGACAAUGUUGAAGAUUUACGACAGCGGCUGGCCAAAUACUAUCAUGAGAGACUCAACCACGCGCUCAUAUCGCCUAUGUUUUUAGAAGAGAAAUUGGACAAGUUUUACGUCCCUCCAAAGAUCUUUGAGAAGAACGCCAGAAAUAUUGGUGUAGCUGAAAAAAGAAAGGGAACUCCUGUGACAUCUUAUAGACACUUGAUCUGUAAAACUGGUAAAUUUGGAGAUCUAGUGUUUAUCGUCGGUGAGGCCGGGAUGGGAAAGUCAUCCUGUGCCGCAAUGUGUGCACUGAAAUGGGCCAAUCAGGUCUUAUCAACGAAUACGAGUAAUGAACCGGAAGAGUAUGCUUCACAUCGAAGGUCACUUGAGUCUACGGAGCUGGAAAAGCUGAUUCAAUCCAACAGCGAUCUUGAACAUAUGUUCCUUACUAACGCAAAGCUGGAUGACCAGUUUCAGGAUGAUACUUUCUUUCAGAAAGUUGAGUUUUUAUUUCACCUCAUUCUAAGAGAUAGCUGUCACCUCUGCGACUUAACAGACAUGAUACAAGAUCAGCUUAUACAGAGCAUUUACCCACUCGAUAAAACGAUCGCUGCAGUUUCCACUUUGCAUAGUGUCCUGUCCAACAAAAAGUGCGUGAUCAUAGUAGACGGCCUGGAUGAAUGGACUCAUCCCAAUGACACGAAUUGUAGAUGUUUAGGAGACAAAGAAAUCCCUCAUUUAGCGCCGAACAUAGAUGCAACUGUGUUGAUAACAUCACGACCAUGGAAAAUGUCACAACAACGCGUUAAGGACUCGAACAUAAACACAUAUCUGGAGAUAGAGGGAACAGCAGAUAAGAGGUUACUGAUUCAAAAAACGAUUAACGCUCUUAAUAGAACAUUAAUAGAAAAGAAAACAUUGCUGGAUUUCGUCAAGUUUGUUCAUAGAAUGACACUCACACGUCUUUUAUCGGUACCUAUUAUAUCAAUAUUGCUGGUAUGUCUGUGGUUUGAGGGAAUACAGUCCUUUUCUAUAUGCAAUAUAUACGCAUACACUAUUGAAAUGAUGUUUCGAGAAAAAUAUUACCUUGUGCCUAUUUCGCAGAACAAUAUUCCUUUCUUACGCUGUUUCGAGCAAACAAAAUUGGUACAAAGGUACUACAGCAUUGUAAUGGAGAUUGCAGAACUUGCUUUUACGACUUUAUUUUCGAGCGACCAAACAUCAUCCAUGGUGUUUAAGAAAGUUGACAAUUUGAAGCACGAUACUCUCCUGUUUGUGCUGAAGUCGGGAAUCUUGCAAGAAUCAAAAUCAGCGUCUUUGAUUAGAAAGUCAUCGAGCUACUCGUUCGUCCAUAAAACUGUUCAGGAAUUUUUCGCUGCAAUAUACAUAUCCUACCACCCAAAAGAGUUGAAAAGAGUAGUUCAACCUUUUUAUGAGAAGAAGGAUGAUAUGUCGGAUAUUUCACAGGUGUUCAUUUUCAUGUGCGGUCUGAACAUUGAGUUAGCAAAUAAGAUGUCUGUCAUGAUAACGAAACACAUAUCCAAUAGUAAAAUACAUUACUGGUCUUCUUCCAUCCAGGAAACCAUUGUGUCGGGUUAUAAGGAGGCUAAAGCUAGUAAACAAUUAGAUAUUCAGUUGUCUCUCACCAGCUUUAAUUUAAGUUCUGCAGAAACCGAAAUAGUAAAUAACUUGCUAUUAAUGAACAAGUCCAAGAUUCUAAGUAUCAGGGUCUCGUCCGAUAUAAGCCAGGCGAAAUUCCAGGAGGUGAUCAAUGGCUCCAAGGACACUCUGACCUAUGUUUGGAUAUAUGACGUGGCUGGACAAUAUAACCUUUCCGAGUGCAAUAAUCUCCAAGACUUAUCGAUAUUUGGAUCUAAAACAACGGAAAUUGCGGUCAAUACAAACUUUUUAGAGUCACUGCAUUUAAGUUAUGUUUCGAAAGCUGUUGAAUGCAGUAUUUUGAAGUCAUUAACGUAUCGAUCAGUGAAUUUGAAAUAUUUGAAAAUGGAAACUAUUACCAACGUAAGUCUAUUCUGUCAGACUCUUCCUCUGCUGACUAAUUUAGAAAAAUUGAGCCUAGGAUGCAUUUGCAACACGCAUUUGUCACUACUGACCCAUUCGAGUCUAUUCGAAAUAGAUGGCAUCAAGAGCAUUGAAGGCUUGGGCGUUUCAAGUAUAGACCUUGGUGAUCACGUUCUUCUCCUACCAGCCUCCCUCCGAAUUGCUGUACUACAAGGGGUGACAAUGACAGGCCGUUCCUUGAGGAGGCUUGUGGAAAACAGCCCUUCUUUUUUGAAGUUUUUACUACUGAAUUGUAAUGUGGACCCGAACGUAGAGUAUGAAGCGAUUAAACGUUAAUUGCAGACCAGCGUUUAUUUCAGGGAGCAGGGCAGCUUAACAAGUAUAGGAGAAAGAAGUAACAGGGAUAUCAGUUAGCACUUUCUAGUGUGAUUGUAUUUGAUAUGGUUCUGUCUGAAUUAUAAACAACCAGAAAUAAUAAAUUGACUGCAGUUUAACGCCUAUGCUACCGUUUGUUUUCUAACACAAAAAAACUGACCAUAUAAACCAUUACUUAAUACCUUUAACCGAAACGUUAUAAAACUUAGUAUGUGAAUGCUUUAAUAUAUACAGAUUUAAGCAUCAUCUGUUAAAAGUGUAACUUGGCUUGCUCGUGCUGUGACUAUGACCUACAAUAGGAAUCUUGGUUGUACAAAUGUUGACCAUUUGCACAGGAUAUAUUUUAUUGUAUGAAUUUUACCAUUACAUUGAUAAAGGAGUGUGUUUUAACAUUAGUUUUGUUUACCUUUCAAUGCCUAGUACGUUCAUACAUUUUGACUGAAAUGUUUGAACAAAUUAAGAUUAUCGAAAUUCAGUUAUAUUUGGAAAAUCAAUACUUUGUUAUUAACAGGCUUCAAAUGUAACUCGCUGUGAGUUAACUGUCCGGAAGACGUUUAAGGCAAUGAUUGGUCAUUUCAACAGACUGCAUGACAAAUACAUGGAUAUUGCCUUUUCUGUUUUAGCUCCAUUGUUUAUAAUUAUAAUUUGAAUCUCUUUAAAAUCGUUGUAUAAUAAAUAAGUUUGAAAUCAUGAAAGCGUGCAUAAGUCAAUGUCUCAGCAACUACUUGAUGUAAUGCAUAGACACUUCUUUCCAACCACCCUAACGUCUUAAGUGAUAUACAUGCUAUUAGAUAACUAUUUUAUGUAUAUAUUAUGAAAUUAUAACCCCUUAUGUUUCUACUUAGAAAUUAUUGUUAACGUUUUGUAUGUUAACUUUCGUUAGUCAUAUAUCAGCAAUUACUUAACGUAUUGCAUUUAAACUUUGCACAAUACCUGCCAAUCAUUCAAAGAACUUUAGUUAUAAUUAUCUGGCAGUUAAUGUCAAUUAUGGACCUUUUUCGACAGAGGAUUUCCAGCUCUUGUUAUUACCAUUGCAUAAUAAACACCUACCUAGCAUGAUAAACAAGCAACCAAUGUAUGUUAUUGAGAAAUGUCUGUACAUUUUAUGUGGUAUAAGGACGGGAAAUUGGAAUUUACUAGGACUGCAUUCGUUGAAGCUAAUAAGAAAGAUAAAUAAUGUAAUUAUUUGAAUGUUUUUUUAUUAUAUAUAGAAUCUAUAUAUAUUUAGCAACGUCACUU